This is a messenger RNA of Geodia barretti, 3487 nucleotides long. The record is from the annotation of a GenBank genome assembly. Lineage: Eukaryota; Metazoa; Porifera; Demospongiae; Tetractinellida; Geodiidae.
CGCGGCGAAUGACUCUGCAGCUCUAUCCUAUGGUUCUUCGGCUCUCUGCUCUAAGUUAGGACCAUAUACAACCUGGAUCAAGAGGUCGAGGCCUAUUAUCAUCUGGAACUUCAAUCCAAAUCUGAAUCGUGGGCACUUGGUGACGGUGGAGUAGAUUUAGCAAAGACAGCGAGACAUUCGUUCGGGAAAGCAAAACACCAAGUCGUAUCUGCAGCUCGCGAUCUCAAGGAAAGGAUUAGUGUGCAGGGAAGUGCCACAACCUUUGAUAUGGCGUACAUUCUCCUGAAGGACAAAGGAACAGGCAGAGAAGGCCACUCGUGUGUUGGGUGUGCCUGUUCCUCGGCAGAUACAUACCACUCCCUGUCGAGUUCUGAAAGGAGAACUGGUAACAGGCAUACCUCCUGAGGAUAGAGUACAGCGAAAUGACGGCCUGAUGCCUCAUAACUAUCGCACUCUUACUAAAGACUCCCCUGCCACCUUCUACCAUGAUGAUGCUGCUGAACAUGACCUGUCUCCCCUGACACCAAAUGACUAUGAUGUUUUGGCUGGUAUCAAGUCAACAUAUGCCAGGUACCAAUUCUUCAUUGAGGGAGGGAGGCUGGACUGGGCUAGCAAGUUAAAGAAGGGAGACAAAGUGAUGGUGGAGCUGCCGGUGGAAGGUGGAAGAGCUACACCUGGAACAGGUCCCAGAGCCUCUGCUGUGGUCAGAUAUGUUGGACCUGUGAAGACCCUACCAGGAAUCACAUUUGGAGUGGAGAUCAAGGACCACACUUACUUUGGGUGGGGAACGUCAGAUGGUGUCUUCCAGGAUGAGGAGCACUUCAGAUGUAAGAAGGGCUGUGGUCUGUUUGUCUCUGCAGAGAAGCUCUUUCCAGUGAGCACCAUACCAGCUGGUAGUCCUCACCCUGCCCAGCGACGUGGAGGAAAGCAGGGUCCUCACAUGGGGCAAGUGUGACUCCACACUCCAGCUAUCGCUACAAGAUCGGGGAUCGUGUGGCAGUCUUCACAAAGAAGGGAGUUGCUGUCCAUGGCACCGUGAAGUGGGUGGGGCUGUAUAGCUUUACUGUGAAUAAGAAAGAGUAUUCACACAAGUCAGUUGGAAUUGAAACAGACGUGAAGGUGAAGACAAAUGAGGUGGAGGGAUUUCCAGUGAAGCCUUAUUUUACUCCAGCCAAGGACAGGGGUGCUGUGUACUUAAGUGAAGAUGAGGUGCUUCCAGAAGCUGAUCUUGUGGAAGAGAGGGUUCCAGUCCAAGACCGUCCUGUGGACUUGAAGCGAAAGAAUCUGCUCCGUGAAGCUGACCCAGAGCAUGUCCCAGAGAGAGGCAAGUCAGCUGCUCUUGCCAAGGAAGCAGGGAUCAAAACAGAGUUGAUAAGGCAGGAUGCAGCUGCCUGGAGAGAAAUUGAACAGUGGAGGAAAGGGGAAGAAGAGGAGAGGAGGCAGGGGGAGAUGGAGGAAAUCAGACAAGCUGUGCCGGACGAGACCCUGAAUAUCUCUGGACAGGAGGAGCGGCUGCGACAGAUAGCUGCAGAGCGACUUCGUGUGGAGGAACAAAUCAGUGGAGGGGGAGAUGGUGGGGGAGAUGGUGGGGAGGGAAGAGGCAGGAGGGGAGGUGGAUUGAAUGGGAGAGAGAGAGAAAUGGAAAGGAAAGAGGGUGGGUAUGUACCACAAAAAGAGCACACGUAUGAGAUUUUGCCUGGUGAACACGAAGAGAAUGUUGUACAACGCAACCGUCGACACAACCAGUUCCAAGACAAGAAUUAUCCACCGCCAACUCAAUUUAACCCAGCCACUGAGUCUCGGCAGUAUUGGGACUCUCGCAGUGGGUCCCAUCCUCAGGCCCCACCUGCUGCAGCCAGCUAUCAACCUGGUCUUCACGAGUCAACUGGGUCUUCUUACCCCCAUCCUGCAUCCUCACGUUCCUCCCAGUCUGGUGACCAGCACAGUGUGGCUGCUGGUCUGGGGCAACCUCCAGGGCAGCACAGAGCGUAUGCUGGUCCUCCAGGUCAACCCACUCCAGCUCUGGAGGUUGGAUCUCCUGUACAACUAGUACGGGACUCCAGUCGUCAUGGAGUGGUCAGGUGGCUGGGAACACUACCAGAGAUACAGGGAGCCAUAGCUGGAGUGGAGCUGGAUGAGCCAAUGGAUGGAUGUGGAGAUGGAGAGUGGAAUGGUCAUCGUUACUUCACCUGUCUCCCUGGGAGAGCCUUCUUCUGUCCUGUCACUUCUCUCAGACCUGACCCCAGGAUUCCUCCAGCUACACAACCAGCUCAACACGGAGGACAGCCUGAUACGAAUCCUCUAAACAAAGUACCUGACUGGGAGUCUGAGGACCAGCACACAGCUGGAGACCAGAUACAAAAGUACACUGGAGAGAGGAGAGGGAUCCAGGGUCACCAGAACUCCUGCUAUCUUGAUGCCACCAUAUUUGGCCUGUUUGCUCUCAGUGAUGUCUUUGACUCUCUCUUCCUCGACAAAUUCAAGAGCCUCACACUAACUUCUCUCCAGCCAGAAACUCCGACAGCUAAUGUCCAGAAGGAGGUAGGGGCCAUGCUGUGGAAAGGCAUCGUCAACCCUCUCAGAAAGAACGGAGCAGUGAGGUUUGAGUCGGUGAUGAGACUGAGGAACAAACUGGAGGAACUGGGGAAGAUGGAGGGAAUCACUGCUAAAGAGAAAGAUCCUGAGGAAUUUCUGAACAUGCUCUUCAAACACACUCUACAUGUGGACCCAUUCAUCCACAUCAAACGACCUUCUGGAACUGAACCAGAGUUCUUUAUACAGUUGUUUGUGGAGUUUGACAAAUCUCUAAAAGUCCCAACAAUUCAGGCACUCCUGCGUAAUAUGUUCAAAGAGCAGCACAUUUCAUUUUCUGAGGUCCCGUCAAAGCUGUUGGUUCAGGUUCCAAGGUAUGGGAAGCAGUUCCAGAUUUACAAGAGGAUCGUUCCUGGGAUUAAGUUGGACCCCACCCCUCUUAUGUGUAACCAAGACACCUGUUUCAUCUGUGGAGAAACCGCCCCUGAACAACUGUUCCGAAUGCAUGGGAGAUUUCAAUGCUAAAGAAACAGUUCAUUUCUGUGACCACUGCAAUGCCUGUGUGCACAAGAACCCGAAACGUGUGGCCCACAAACCAGAGAAGAGGGAGGAUCUUCCGGAGUUGGAGUUGUUGUCAGUGUUGUGUAUUGAGACCAGUCACUACGUGUGUUUCUCUCGAGACAGUGACGGAAGAUGGCUCUUCUUUGACAGCAUGGCCGACCGCCUCUAUGACCAGUUCAACAUUCCCCGAGGAGUGGAGUGCACAGCCCAGCUGAAUGAGUGGGUGUAUGAGGGAGACCAGGAGAGGCUGAUGGCAGCUGGACCCAGGGAGCUCCCUGAACUGGUCCGCAGGUUCACUCAAGACGUCUACAUGUGUGUCUACAUACAGCCGGACUAUGGAAUGUACGGAUGAACUUGCUAUUAUAGUUCGCUGUAAAAUAUUUUUUCGAGCAGA